AUGGUUGAUACAAAGUUCAUCACAUUGUAUCGACAACCAGGAAUUGGAUUCGGAUUCAAUGUCAUAAGGCGAAAGGGUCGACCACUCGCAAUUUGUAUGGUGCUAGAUGGAGGACCUGCGAAAGAAAGUGGCCAGGUUGGUGUCGGCGAUAUCGUAGUCAGUAUUAACGGUAAGGAUGUAUCGGAAAUGCUUACAGGUGAAGAUGCCUCACAUAUGGGUCAAAAUACUCCAAGCGAUAGUAUUUUACUAUCAUCUUUGCAAUCUGGUUCUGAAUCCGGAUUUACAGAUAAAGAAGCUCAGAAACAUAUAUCUCAGAUUUCUACAAUUGACACUUCUGUUGUCUCGACAAAUAAUCAACUCCAAAACAAAACAUCAAAUAGCUUACACGAAAGCUAUACAAGUCCACAAAAAUGUAUGUGCGUACCUGAGCUAGUAACUUUGCCUCAAAAUAUCGUUAAGGGAAGUAGAAAGACUAAUAACUUUAAUUUAGAUGUAGAUAACACAUUAGACUGGACCAUUGAUUUCGCCGAAGAAUGUGUGAAACCUAAUGUGGGAAACCAAAUCGAAUGUGAAUCUGACUCAAAGAGCGGUAGAGUAAAUAAUUCUGGGAAAAAUAUUUCAAAAUUUAUGCAAGAUCCUGUGAUGCAAAAUAAUAGAUUAGAUAGCUUAAGCCGCGAUAUUUAUUCGAAACAAAUCGUAUCGGUCGAUAGUGGACUGUCUAUGGAAAAUUCCGGUAGUGAUUUCAAUAAUUACGGAAGAGCUUGUAGUAAAGACGGCGAUCUAGUCUGGAUUAAGGUUUCUGGCAUAAAAAAGACCACGUCAGCUGCGUCACUGAAGAACAGGACAAUUGUUCGCCGAAGUCUUCGAGAUUCGAGUUUAAAUCACAUAUGUAAUAACCCAUGUGAAGGCCAAGGCAACCCUAGUCAUUUGAAGGAGAUUAUAUUGAACAAUGCCUAUGAUACAACAGAAUAUCACAGGAUUACUACCGCUGACAAUACUAAAAUAGAUAAACUAUCAUGCGAAUCUAAUACUUCUAUCCUGAAAGGUGCACCUGUUGACAGUUACGUUGACGAUCUUGCUCAAAAAAUGUACAAUCUUGACGGUUAUGAUGUCAACGAUAUUGCCAAGAAUAUUAAUGGAAAAUCUGAAUAUGCACGCAAACUUGGCUCGGCGUAUCUGGGGCUUUACAACUUCAAAGGAGAGCGCAUAGAUAAUAGUCUGAGAUCUUUAUUAAAAAGAAUGACAAUUACUGGAGAAACACAAGAUCGGGAACGAGUUUUGCAACAUUUUUCACGACGUUAUUACGAAGAUAAUCCGACCGUUUUCGAUUCUGAAGAUCAAGUUCAUACCAUUGCUUGUGCGUUGAUGUUGUUAAACUCCGAUCUUCAUGGAGAGAAUAUUGGUAAGAAAAUGACGUUUAACGAUUUUGUGAAGAAUUUACCUGUACCGAAAAAAAAUUCUAGCUUAGGUAGAGACAUUCUUAAGUUUCACAAUAGGAAUUAUACUAUUCCGUUAAAGAAAGCAAGUUGGAAUGGGCAUUGUAAGUUAAUUCGAAGUAAUUUAAUCACUAAUGCUAUCGGCAAUAUUACAUUUAAGGAAGGACAAUUAAGAUGCAAAUUUACUGAAAGCACUGAUGGAAGAAGGCGAAGUAAAUUAAAAGGAAGAAAAUGGAAACAAAGAUAUCUGAGUUUACGCGGAACUACGUUGUAUAUUUUGAAGAACUACUCAACGACGGAAAUUGGCUCAAAUGAAGCAGAUUCUAUUAGCCUACUUCAUGCCUAUGCUCUUAGAUGUUCCGAUUAUAAAGGUCAUAAAAGGGAUAAUAUAUUCAAACUGACUACUUCCGACUGGAAGACAUUUCUAUUUGAAGCCGCAAACGAAUUAGAAUUGGAACAGUGGUUGUUAUCUGUUAAUGUUAUCGCUGCACGAUAUUCCUCGCCACCCUUACUGGGCGGUGUCGGUAACAGUAAGAAGUUUGUCAGGCCGAUGCUCCCGAUCAUAUCAAGUACCCUCAGCACCCGAUCAUCACUUCAGUUGCAACUGGAAGAGCUUUAUGAUGCUCCUGCUUCAUCAAGAGAUCGAUCACAACAGAAAUCGGGUAGCCUUAAGUCUAUAAAUUUUUCUAUCCCUUAUGAACAUCGUUGUUGGAUUGCUGGAUUGUUUGGUAUUUAUAUGAAAGGUGAACGUACAAAUAAUAAUAAUACCCUAAUAGCAAAGGUGAUUCAGCAGGCCGGUUUCGAUAUUAGCAUACGAGCACCAACAGUUCCGAUUAUGCUUCAUCCGAAUUUAAACAAUUAUGAACAAAUAGAUGUCAUGGCUACUGUACUUCCUUAUACAAAUUUAUAG
Molecule: messenger RNA, 2346 nt
Organism: Trichoplax adhaerens
Lineage: Eukaryota; Metazoa; Placozoa; Uniplacotomia; Trichoplacea; Trichoplacidae
Exons: 17
Coding region: 1-2346 (781 amino acids)
Biological process (GO): regulation of ARF protein signal transduction
Molecular function (GO): guanyl-nucleotide exchange factor activity; protein binding
Source: RefSeq, a predicted model, not a curated record